AUGCGACGGCAACGCAGGGUCUCUUAUACGUUCCGGAAAGUGGCCAGGCAAAAGUGUCAGUGCCCAUUUAUCGAGUACUGUGAUUGGGAUCGAGAUGGAGCUAUGAAAAUUCCAGACGACGAUAAGUUUGGUGCUUCGAUUGAGCAUCAAUAUGUUUCAACGGUUAGCCGGUUCUCAAUAAACAUUUUUCGGGCGUAUUUGAUCGAUCUUGUUGACGUUGGCUGA
Gongylonema pulchrum is the source of this 225-nucleotide messenger RNA. The record is from the annotation of a GenBank genome assembly. NCBI's taxonomy places the organism in Eukaryota, Metazoa, Nematoda, Chromadorea, Rhabditida, Gongylonematidae.